Molecule: messenger RNA, 2387 nt
Organism: Pezoporus flaviventris
Lineage: Eukaryota; Metazoa; Chordata; Aves; Psittaciformes; Psittacidae
Exons: 2
Coding region: 400-1740 (446 amino acids)
Source: RefSeq, a predicted model, not a curated record
GCACUCUCUUUGUCAUUGUCUGGGUGAGUAAAUUGCUGUUGUUAGGAGAUGUUGAUACCAAAAGACAAGCAGGUAGGUAGGCUGCAGCAGCUAUAUUGAUUGAACUAAUCUUCCAGUUGUUUUCACUAAGGCUGUUAGGAUCCCUUAAGGCCUGACCUUCCAGCUAUUGUGGUUGGGGUUUAGUUUUGUUUUUAAUUCUUUAAUUACAGACCUGAAGCAGUGCAUUCAGUAUACAGUGUGUAGUGACCCAACUGGUUAGAUUCUUUAACUGGCAGUGUUCAAGGCCAGGUUGGACAGAGCCUUGGACAACCUGAUCUAGUGGGAGGUGUCCCUGCCCAUGGCAGAGGGGUUGGAACUCGAUCUUAAGGUCCUUUCCAACCCAAACCAUUCUGUGAUAACAUGACUUUAUUUUCUCUGUUGUUUUCAGGUAACCAUCACUGUAAUUGGUUUGUGCCCUACCAAAAUUAUUGCAUCCUCUUCCGCUGUCACCAGCUGAGUGUGUGCCACAAUGCUGGGGAACGAGACAUCAAAGAUCUGCUUGGAGGAAUCCUGUUUCACCACCAAAGCUAUCCACAGAAAAAGAGGAGGAUGCUGAAUGCACAAGUUGACCAAAACAAUGUGGAAAACCUGUCCUUACCUGUUCAAACUCACAAGAUUCAUCUGAGGGAUUUUCUUGGGGCUGACAGUGGAAAUGUAACAACAAAUGCAACAGAAACAAUUGCAAGCAAUACUAACACUGCUGCCACAGCCGUAACAACAACUGCAAGAGAAACAAUUGCAAGCAAUGCUACCACCACCAUAGCAACCACCACUGCUGUCACAGACAUAACAAAAGAUGUUAUAAAUGCAACUGUCCUCACUUCAGCUUAUGAAACAACUGCUGAAGCCUCAAAUGCCCGUGAAGUUUCUGGUCAUCUUUCUACAGCUAUGUCAUCCAUUCCCUCUUUUCCCACGUCUGGUAACAUCUCUGCUUCCACAUCCAGCCAUGUCACCAAGCGUGUGGCCACCACUGAAAAAUCAGGAAAUAGUAGCUCUGUCUCAGGGUUGUCCCCCACUUCUGCUCUUCUCACUGUCACUUCAGGUACUCCAGUGAGUCAGACAGAGCAGUUUAAUCCAGCCAUCACCACCACCAGCACUCCCUGCUCUAGUAGCCCCACCACUACUGAAGCUGGCCUGAAGACACUGACCACAACACUGGCCACCUCCAUCCCACCAGCUGUAGGAACAUCUGCCACUACUUCCACUCAUGCCAUGAAAAUUACACCCUUGGAGAGUUCUCACUCUGUGAAUCCACUCCCUGUUACAUUGCCAAAUCUAGAUUCAGAAGCACGUAUAGCCACAACAUCCUUGAGUAAAUCGACUUCUCAUAUGGGCUCUACAAGAAGUGCCACAGUUUUAAUUACUGCCCAUAUAGCAGAAACUGUGCCUGGGCAUGGGAUAGAGUCAACAGCUCACAUUUUUUCAACAGCCAUCGUUCCAGCAGGUGCACCCAAAGCAACAGUUUCGGGCCUUGCAGAAACUCAGGACAUAGACAAUGAGUAUCUUCUCAUUGCAGCAGAGCCCCUGACUCAGUACUUGGUGGAUAAAAGUUUGCUUCUUGCAGUGCUUUUAGUUGGUAUGGUGUUUUUCAUAACUGUUAUAGUUCUUUUCCUUAUGCAGGCCUAUGAGAGCUACAAGAAGAAGGAUUACACGCAGGUGGAUUACCUGAUCAAUGGAAUGUAUGUGGACUCUCAGAUGUGAAAGGGUGGGGAUAAAACAGUGGGCAGAGAGAUGGAAAGGAGACUGAAGGCCUGCCUGACUUAUUUUUCUUUCCUGUUUGCCUAUAACACAAACUGAAAGCGCUUCCAAAUUUACUUGUGCAAUUGAGGAGAAAUGCCAUGUACUGUAUUAAGAAAAAUGUUAUUUUUUAUUCAGCUGUGCCACAGGUUGCUGUAAAAAUAAUUUUAAAAAGAAGUAUUCAUUUUUAAAACUUCCAUAAUGCACAGUAGCUUUGGCUGUUAUUUCUCAUUGCAAACCAAACCUGACAAGGGGUAAAAGCCAUCAUGCUUGGAACAUGCUGUGGUACUUUCUCAACUUUUUACAGUGCAAGUUGCUUGUGUUUCAUUUGUUUCACAUGGGCUCUUCUGAAAAUGUUUUGUGAAGUGCCCUGAAAUCUCAAGAUGAGAAGUGGGGAGUAUUGCUGCAACAGGUAACUUCUAAUCCAAGGUGUGUCAUGUUUCAGUAUGCCUCUUGCUUGUAAAGAGGUCUGUUUACAAGGCAUUGUGAACUGCGUUUACUGCUAACCCAAGAUAUCUUUUAGCCAUGGAGCAGAUUAUUGUGCCUCUGCACUUAAAUUAUAUUAUUUUUGUAUUCACUUAAUAAAUGGGGCCCUGGAAGAGCAUAUCUUA